Messenger RNA from Acanthosepion pharaonis, 1032 nucleotides. Lineage: Eukaryota; Metazoa; Mollusca; Cephalopoda; Sepiida; Sepiidae. The record is from the annotation of a GenBank genome assembly.
AUGUCAUUUUUCUUUCUUUCUUUCUUUCGUUCUUUCUUUCUUUUUCUUUUCUUUAUUUCCUUCGUUCCUACUUUCCAAGUUUUUCCCUUUUUUACUAUUUAUUUUCUCAAUCGAUCUUUCUUUCUUAACCCUUUUUUCUACGUAUUCACUGUUGAGAAUCAUUGCAUAGAUUCCAUUUUUGAUACACUUCGUCAAAAUCUUUUCGAUUCUUCAUAUGCUCUUCUCUCUCGCUCUCCCCCUCCCUCUAUCUAUUUCUCUCUUUCUCGCUCUCCCCCUCCCUCUCUCUAUUUCUCUCUUUCUCGCUCUCCCCCUCCCUCUCUCUAUUUCUCUCUUUCUCUCUCUCCCCUCUCUCAAUCUCUCUCUCUCCCCCUCUCAAUCUUUUCUCUCUCUCUUACUUACGAAUUUUAUACUCUCACGACAUUUAUUUUUUUUUUAGAAAAUAUAUACCUCAACCUUCCAUUGUCUCACUCUUUCUUUGAUUCAUUUCUUUCUUUCCUCAUUCCCAUCGAUCUAUCUAUCUAUCUAUCUAUCUAUCUAUCUAUCUAUCUAUCUAUCUAUCUAUCUGCGUUUCUCUUUCAGUAUUUCAAAAUUGCUUUUUUUAUUUUCCUAAACAUACCUCAACUCUCUCUCUCUCGCCCUCUCUCUCACUCUCUCUCUCUCUCGCUCUCUGAGAAUUCUUUCUCCCUCUUCUCUAUUUCUUUCACUCACAGUAAAUCUCGUUCUUUCCACUUUAUUUUCUCUCUUCUUUCUUUCUUUCUUUCUUUCUUUCUUUCUUUCUUUCUUUCAUUUUCUCCUUCCUAUCUUUCUUUUUUCUUUCGCCGAUUUUCUUUCUUGCUUGCUUUAUUUUUCUUUUAUUUCUUUUAUUUCUUUUUUUCCUUUCUUUCUUUAUUUUCUUUUUUUAACGUUGUUACUCUUUUUUGGAUUCGUUCUUUCUUUCAUUUUUUUUUCUCUUUCAUUUUCAAACGAAUUGUAUUCAAUCUCUGUUUCUGCUUAAAAUUCACAAUUUCUUGGUGUCUUUUUUAUUCUCUUUGA